AUGUCGAAAAAGUUUGGGACAGCGUCGCUGAAAACUCCACGGAAGUUUCUAGCUGGGAAGAAGAAAGAGUUGAGCAGUGUGAUCAAGACUGUUUUGCCAGCUGGCAUGGCCGCUCCUGCUCCCCCUCUGGGACCCAUGUUAGGACAAAGAGGAAUACCCAUCACGAGUUUCUGUGCUGAUUUCAACAUGAAAACUGCCCAUUUUAGACAAGGCAUUCCUUUGGAUGUGGCCAUCAACAUCAAGAAAGAUCGCUCAUUCACUCUGGACAUAAAUGUACCAUCCGAAGAGUGGCUGAUUCUGUCGGCAUGUGGAGCCACAGAACCCAUCAGACGACCAAGUAAAAGACAGCCUGGCGUGGAUCAGCCGCCGACUGGCGCGGUGUCUCUGAAGCACAUCUACCACAUAGCGGCCACUAGACAGAUGCACGAGCAGUUCAAGUAUCACAACCUACAGGAAUUAAGUCAACUGGUGGCCUACAAGUGCAAAGAACUCAAUGUGCACGUUUUAGACCAAGUGGACCAGCAGACGGCAGAUUAUUACCUCAACUGGAGGCAAACCUGGGAAACGGAGGAAGAUCGACUUAUACAGGCAGAGCAAGAAGCUUUGGAGAGUAUGAGGAAGUAA
Symsagittifera roscoffensis is the source of this 624-nucleotide messenger RNA. RefSeq lists its product as uncharacterized. The record is from RefSeq and is a predicted model, not a curated record. Gene Ontology annotation, molecular function: large ribosomal subunit rRNA binding; structural constituent of ribosome. The transcript is spliced from 6 exons. Gene Ontology annotation, biological process: translation. NCBI's taxonomy places the organism in Eukaryota, Metazoa, Xenacoelomorpha, Acoela, Convolutidae. Gene Ontology annotation, cellular component: ribosome; mitochondrial large ribosomal subunit. Bases 1 to 624 code for a protein of 207 amino acids.